AUGUUUAUGCAGAUCGACGGCCAUGCCUUGCUUUUCAUCUUCGUCCCGGUUCUCCUCUUCACCGAAUCCCUGUCGGUGGAUGUCCAUCUCUUUCGAAAAACCUUCUGGCAGAGCUUUCUGCUCGCAUGCCCCGGGGUGGUGGCCAGCGCGGCUCUCUCUGGUGUGGUGACUUUCUACGUGCUCCCCUACUCAUGGAGCUGGUACCUGGCCAUGGCAUUUGGCUCCAUCGUCGCUGUGACGGAUUCCUUCGGGGUGGUGCAGGUACUGAAGUCAUCGGGUGCUCGGGAAGCUCUGACCGUGCUCAUCACCAGCGAGAGCGCGUUGAAUCAGGGAAUCGCCAUGAUCUUCUUCACCCUCUUCUUCACGCUCUUCAUGGACUGGAUGGAUGUCUCGCUAAGGGACUUUCUCUUCUUCUUCCUGCAGGUGGUUGUCUUGGCUCCCAUCUUGGGUAUGCUCGUCGGUUGGGUCGGCUACGCCUGGAUGUGGUCUGCAUCGGACAGCCACAGCUCCGUCCACCUGGUGGUGCAAACUUGCGUGACGAUGUUCGUGGCAUUCUUCUCCUUCUACAUCUCUGAGAUGGAGUAUGGAAGCAAUGGCAUUCGCACCACCAGCGUUGCUGCGCUCGCCAUGACAAGGUACAUCGGACCGGUCCUGUGCUCACCGGAGAUCAUAAAUAACUUCUGGAGGGUUCUUGCCUUCGUCACCCGCGCCCUGAUCUUCACCAUAGCUGGGAUGAUUAGUCACCGAGCCUCCACGUCGGCAAAUGUGACCUUCGUGGACUGCGGCUACUGCGUAGCGCUCUUUGUUUUGAUGCUUCUGAUCCGCUCUCUUGUGGUCGUGGCAUCUUACCCACUGCUCAGCAGAAUGGGUGUGGGUCUGAAAAGCCGGGAGUACGGCUUCGUGAUCUUGGGAGGAUCACGUGGAGCGAUCAGCUUAGCCUUCGCCAUUUCGGCAAGAUCGGCCUUAAUCCUUGCGGAGGAGGAGGCCAUGGGUGACCAAAUGGUGUUCCUGGUGUCCGGCCUCUCCUUCUUGAGCAUGGUGCUGAACACGGCCGCCACGAAGGUCUUCGUGAAGCUUGCUGGUGUAGAGAGCCAGUACACCUGUGAAAGCAAGCAGGAGUACCUGGAUCAUAUCGCCGACCAUGUCUCGAAGUAUGCGCGAACGCAGUACAAGGACCGUUGGCUCAGAAACCGUGAACCCUGA
This is a messenger RNA of Symbiodinium sp. CCMP2592, 1203 nucleotides long. The record is from the annotation of a GenBank genome assembly. Lineage: Eukaryota; Dinophyceae; Suessiales; Symbiodiniaceae.